UUUGUCCCCACACACCAGAGCAUCAGUAACACGUCUUGUCAUCACCGCACACGUGUCCUACAAUAUGAAAUCUCCAGGCAAUGGCAGCGGCGCCACUUACAGGAUGUCUUCACUUCCUGUCGCGCCAUUCUGAUCUCCUUCCUUAAACACACACACACACACACAUACAAACAUACGCAGUCAUGGAGAGCGUCUUGUUGCUGUUGGUGGUAGCGGUUGUGGCGGCGCUGGGUUCUGAAGGCGCCUCCAGCUUCACACAUGCCGUCGACUGUUCUGCUGCUGACAUUUUGGUUGGGAAUGGAGAAGCGAAACUCAUUGAAUCUAUGAACGUAAAGGGCGGCGCUGGUUACUUCAAUCUGUACAUGAAGCCUGAGAGUGGUUUCAAGGGCGUCCAGGUUCAGGUGGAGGAGACUGACGGCGCCAACCACUCCGCCUGGUUCCGCUACGGGAGUGUGUGUUUCCCGAGGAGAGAGGAGUGGGUGCAGUUCAUGGCCGGGACUUGGAUAACCAGGAAUGGGCUCUUUUUACGUUUUCGGUCCAGUAAAUGUUGGUUCUACUGCAAGACCGAAAGCUCCCUGCGACAGCCCAUCAGCCUCAGCAUGGUGGCUCACGGGCCCUCCAGGUGGAUGAAGGGGUUCCCACCUAAGGAAUGCGGCAUGAUCUACUAUGACCCCGCCACGUCAGAAUACUUGAACAGUUGUUCGCAGAUUCCAUUCACCACAACCGCCACCAGUAGCACAAACGCUGAGAACCUCUCCAUCUACAAGCUGACACUGAACAAGAAAACAAUCAUUGCGGUGUUAGCAGCAGGAGUGGCGGUGGUGGCGGCGGUGGUGGUGGUGGUGGCUGUCUGGCAGAAGCAGAAUUGUGUUACAUUACUAAACAUGGUGAGGCUCCAUCCCCGGCCUGCCGUGCCCAGCAGCCAGCAGCAGCCCACCACCGGCCAGGGACACGCCCCAGACCAACACGAUGAAACAUUAUAUUACGAUAUCCUGCCUGAAAUCACAGAACCUGGAGUGAUGGGAUGGUGGCCUGCCGUCUCCAGCCACCCCCUGCAGUUCACCCCAGACCAACGUAAUGAAGGAUUCUUUUACGAAACCCCGUCAGACUGCACAGCACGCCAAGUGGCUGUGGUGGUGCCGCAGCUUUCACAGGACUCAACCGUCAACCAUGACGUGCUGCCUAAGAGCGUGCAGUCCUGCUCACCUAAUUACGAGAACAUAACUCCUGCUGGUGGUGGCGCCUACCCUCGUGGGCACCUGCAGGCUCUAGGAGUCCGUGGGUCAUACCUCUACGCCACGAUGCCGAGGGCAACACGCACUGCAGGCUGUAAGAAAACUAAUUCCUCUGUUUUGUGAAGGAGCAGCGGCUUGCUUUGGCAGGACUGAUCUGUUUGUUUGUUUGUUGGCCUGUGUCAGUGUGCACUCCCUGCCUGGGCGCCGCAGCGAGGUGUGACGCAGGCCAGAAUUGCAGGCCAGCGUGCUCAGAAGGCAGAGUAUUAUUUGCACAGCGUUGUGGCUUCAUUACCCACCAUUUUCAGCACAACUAAAUUAUCACACCGUGGGUCCCGCUGAUUACUAUUAGUUCAUGGAUUAUCAUUAUUAUUAUUAGUAGUAGUAACAGUAGUAGUGGUGGUACCAGCACAUAAUGGUGAAAUGAAUAAUACAUGAAGCUAGAAGAAGAGGGAGGGAGAGGCGAGGAGAGAGAAGAAAGAACCAGGAAUAGAACAGGAAAGAUUCAUGUGAUAACAAGUAAACAAAUAAAUAGAAUAAAUAACAAAGGAAGUAUGACAAAGGAGGGAUGGAGAGAGACAGGGAAAGGAGCGUGGAGGGGGAGAAGUGGAGGGGAAAGAAGAGUGGAGGGGGGAUGAGAGGAGGGGGCACAGGAGAUACUACAAAGGGUUUCAGAUGGUGGCAGCGGUGGGAUCACUCUGACACGGUGGGGGAAAAAUGCUUCUUUUGGACUCUUACUAUUACAACCACGAUAACAACAACAACAACACCAACACCAACAACAACUGCUACUACUACUACUACUACUGUCACUACCACCACCAGUAAAACUCUUGACAUUGUGUGAAGGAAAAAAUAAUAAAUCUUUGAAUAUCAUGUUUUAUUGAAUAAGUUAUUUUGGAGAGAGAGAGAGAGAGAGAGAGAGAGAGAGAGAGAGAGAGAGAGAGAGAGAGAGAGAGAGAGAGAGAGAGAGAGAGAGAGAGAGAGAGAGAGAGAGAGAGAGAGAAUUACUAAUAAAA
Molecule: messenger RNA, 2251 nt
Organism: Scylla paramamosain (green mud crab)
Lineage: Eukaryota; Metazoa; Arthropoda; Malacostraca; Decapoda; Portunidae
Exons: 2
Coding region: 183-1358 (391 amino acids)
Source: RefSeq, a predicted model, not a curated record